AUGCACGAGGGAGACACAUCACAAGUUGGGUCUUUAAUAUCAGCCACGCUGGAAUUAGCACCGGAUGCCCUCGCUGCCGAUUCCUCCGACAUCGUACGUGUCCGGGAGGGUGCGGCCCGGCCACUGAUAGCCCUUUCUUCUGCUCGCCACAUGCUCCCCUUGGACAUGGGCCAUUCCUUGGACGAUUCUCCGCCGCACGCGUCGGGGGCCACCCUAGUCAUGGCUCAACAACACGCCCAAGGCCGUGACCAGAAGCCCAAGACCCUGCCUUGCAAGUACUGCAACAAGCGGUUUAGACGUGUAGAGCAUGUGCAGCGACAUGAACGGACCCAUACCAAAGAAAAGCCCUUUGGCUGCGGCUGGGAUCGAUGUGGGAAGACUUUCGGACGGCGUACUGCUUCCUCUACCAUCACUGCCAUUGACACCACCACUCCACCGUUUCCCCUUUCACUCCCCAAUCUCGAUCUUCUCGUCAGGCACGAGAAGUUGGUUCACCUUACGGAAGGCAGCAAGGAAAGCAGUCGGCCGAGAAAACCCUCCUCGGCAGCCUCCCACAAACCUUCCCUGCCGAGCAACCAAGGGGAACCGGAGACCGGCGGCGCACAGCAUGCCGCUGCACGACCGAGACAAGCACUUGCGCAACAGCAGCAACAUCAACACCAACAUCUGCACCAACACCAACAUCACCAGAAUCAGCAUAGGCAUCAGCAACCGCAGCAGCACCCGCAACAUUACCACCAUGGCCCGGUUCAUGCUCAUGUGGAACCCGAUGCCGGACAGCAGGACCCACGAGGAACGCCAAGAUCGGUUGCUUGCAACCUCGACGUCCUGUCCAACGCAGCGUUGGCGACGGAGGAUCAGAUGGCGCCGAUGAUGAACGACAUGUCGCAACACCAUGCCCGAGAAGAUCAGCAGCAACUCCUGUCGUCGGCGUUUGCACCACCUCAGCCGCCGCAGCCGCCGCAGCCAAUGUACGACGACUACAACUUCUUCCUCGACGACUUCACCGCGACGCCCCAUCUCCUCCCGCCGCACUUUGAGCCGGAUCAACAAGUGGCCAUAUGGUCUCGCUCGCCGGCCCACGUGCACCAGCGAACCGGCUCGAGACCCUCCUCCCAGUUUCCCUCCCGCUUUGCCUCGCUCGGCCCGGACAUGCGUGAACCGGGAGACGCUGCCGUCCGGCUGCAUGACGAAUGUGCGAGGGUGCCGUCGUUGCGCAUUUCAGCCGUCGACCAUAACGCCAUCAAAAGUCGAAUCGACGAAUAUUCCUCCGUCUUGCCACGCGACUUUGUCUUUCCAUCUCGACAUACGCUCACCAGAUUUCUCGACGGUUACAUAACCGGCUUCCACGAGCACCUGCCAUUUCUGCACAUCCCCACCCUCAUUCCCGCCGAGCUCGCGCCCGAGCUCAUCCUCGCCAUCCUCGCCGUUGGCGCUCAGUACAGGUUCGAGAGCAAGCGUGGGUACGCGCUCUGGUACGCAGCCAAAGCCGUAACGGCGGAACAGAUCAGGAGGCGACACAGCUCCGAACUGCACGCCUUGUUGCCGACCGCGUCGUCAUACAGCCCGCACUCUACGCGGCCUUCACCCAGCAUCGGCUACCGCCAUUCGUUUGCGUCGGCACAGUCAGAAAGACCGACGACGCAGGAUACGCACCGCGAGCCGUACUCUCCGAACACGCCCCAGGCGCGGCUGGAAACGAUCCAGGCGGUACUCUUGCUCUUCGCCGUUGGCCUUUGGGGUGCCAAGACGAUCCUUCAGGACGCCCUGUCGCUGCAAAGCACGCUGGCAAUCUUGAUUCGCGAGGAAGGCCUGAGCGUCGAGACGAGGCAAGCGGUGAUGACGGACUGGGAGGCCUGGGUGCGGCUUGAGGGCGCCAACAGGACCAAGCUCAUCGCAUACUGCUUCUUCAAUCUCUGCAGUAUCGCCUACGAUGUGCCGCCGUCGCUCCUCACGUCUGAGCUGAACCUUUGCCUGCCCGUACGAUCCCGCCUUUGGCGCGCCGAGAGCGCGUGGCAGUGGCACGAACUCCGCCAGUCGAUGCUGCCCAUGGACGAGGUGACGGUUCACGAAGCCUUCUCGCGGCUCUUCAGCCGACCGAACCAGGGUCUUCCGCCGAACGUGGCGUCCUUGGGCCACUACGUGCUCAUGCACGCCAUCGUGCAGCACGUGUACCUUCUGAAGCAGACGUCGUUCUCCGCCGGCUCGCCCUUCGACAUGCAACGGGCAUUGAAAGCGGAAGACGUGGACGAGGUCACGCAGGCGCUGCGCGUCUGGCAGACGAGUUUCGAGCAGCAGCACCAUCUCAAGGCGGCCGAGUCGGGCCAGUUCAUGAGCGCAGAUUCACUGACGGGCGGGGCGCUGACGUUGAAUGCGACGGCCCUGUUGCGUCUCGCGUACAUUCGACUGUACACGGACAUUCCGGCCAACAGGUGCCUCGAGACGAGGGACUCGAUGGUGAUCGCGUCCGCCCUGCACGCGACGCCGUUGCUGCUACGGAGCGGGCGACUGCACAGAGCCGUCUUCCAAGCGGUGCACGCGUUGUCGAUGCUCGUCAAGGCGGGUGUCAACUACGUCGCGAGGGCAAAGUCGACGGAAUGGAGCAUACAGCAUUCGCUGUGCAACCUCGAGUGCGCUCUCCUGCUCGCGAAAUGGCUCCUCACGCUGGCGGCCAUGACGCCUUCCGACCCGCCGGCGACGGCGGAGGAGAGGAGCCUCUUGGAGAUGGUGCGGCGGAUGCUGGACGAGACGGAAUUCGCCGUGCCCGUCGACCCGUCCCUCGCGGGACCGAGCUCGACGACGCCACAGAUGGACAUGGCGACAGGCGACUGCGCCAAGCUGCGGCAGCUCGCGAGCGCCGUGGUUCGGCUCUGGGCCGAAACGUUUAAGGGAACGCAUGUGUUCGACCUGGUCCGUGUCAUGGGCGCGAGCCUAGAUGGGUACGCCGACCUCGUGGACAAGCGACUGGAUAGGAGGUCGAUCGGCAGGAUGGCACCCGAGGCGGGCAUGGGUUGA
Molecule: messenger RNA, 3015 nt
Organism: Drechmeria coniospora
Lineage: Eukaryota; Fungi; Ascomycota; Sordariomycetes; Hypocreales; Ophiocordycipitaceae
Exons: 6
Coding region: 1-3015 (1004 amino acids)
Biological process (GO): regulation of transcription by RNA polymerase II; DNA-templated transcription
Cellular component (GO): chromatin
Molecular function (GO): zinc ion binding; DNA-binding transcription factor activity, RNA polymerase II-specific; RNA polymerase II cis-regulatory region sequence-specific DNA binding
Source: RefSeq, a predicted model, not a curated record